Molecule: messenger RNA, 2076 nt
Organism: Prunus armeniaca (apricot)
Lineage: Eukaryota; Viridiplantae; Streptophyta; Magnoliopsida; Rosales; Rosaceae
Source: the annotation of a GenBank genome assembly
AUGCCAGCAAUGGUUUCCUCAAGAUUUCUAUUCUUCCUGAUUUAUGCCAUUCUGUUACUAAUCAUGAUCACUCAAGCCUUUGCUCAGCCUGCUUUUCUGUACCACUUCUGUAUAAACAACAUAGGAAACUACACCAACAAUAGUACCUAUCACAAAAACCUCAACACCCUUCUCUCCUCCCUGCCCUCUGAUGAAAACGGUAACGGCUAUGGCUUUUACAAUUCCUCGUAUGGCCAGAACUCAGACGACCAAGUUUACGCAAUCGGACUCUGCAGAGGAGAUGUCAAGGCGGAGGAUUGCCGCAGUUGCCUCAACAACUCCAGAUAUGCUCUCACGCAGCUUUGUCCAAAUCAGAAGGAAGCCAUUGGUUGGUACGACAAUUGCAUGUUGCGCUACUCAAACAGCUCCAUGUACGGAGUCGUGGCAACUAUGCCUUCUUUCUACAAGCGCAACUCACAAAAUGUAUCUUCGUCGGGCGUGGACGGGUUCAACCAAGAGCUGAGGAAGCUACUGGAGAGCGUAAGAAGCGAAGCUGCAGCAGGCGGUUCUCUUCGUAAGUUUGCGUACGGGAACGCAACCGCUCCAACUUUCCAAACAAUAUUUGCUAUUGCGCAGUGCACGCCAGAAAUAUCAGAGCAAGCCUGCAGUGACUGCUUGGUUGGUGCUUUUGGAAAAAUCCCCCAAUGUUGCCUUGAAAAAGUAGGAGGAAGAGUUGUUGGACCCAGCUGUAACUUCAGAUUUGAGGUUUACCGCUUCAUUGAGCCUACAUCGAUUCUGCAACUGCCAUCGCCGCCGGCCGCACCGCCAAUAUUAUCUCCUCCUCCACCAUCAACCAAUAUUAACACAGUUUCAGGAGGACCAAAGAGUAACACAUCUCGGACUGUCAUCAUUAUUCUCGUGCCAAUCGUUGUUUGUUUGGUACUAAUUAUAUCCAUCGGCAUUUGGCUAAGAGUGCGGAAGACAAAGAAAAAGCUUACAAUACUUCCAGGCGAAGAUGCAGAUGAAAUUAGAAGUGCAGAGUCAUUGCAAUUCGAUUUUGACACCAUUAGAAUUGCCACAGAUGACUUUUCUGAAGCCAAUAAACUAGGUCAAGGCGGAUUUGGUUCUGUUUACAAGGGUAGGCUAUUUAAUGGAGAAGAUAUUGCUGUGAAAAGACUUUCUACAAAUUCUGGACAAGGAGAUUUGGAGUUUAAAAAUGAGGUCUUGUUGGUGGCCAGGCUCCAACACCGAAAUUUAGUUAGGCUCUUGGGGUUCUGCUUGGAAGGAAUUGAAAGGCUUCUUAUUUAUGAGUUUGUUCCUAAUUCCAGUCUCGAUCACAUCAUAUUUGAUCCAAUCAAGCGCACACAACUGGAUUGGGAUAGCCGCUACAAAAUCAUAGUAGGCAUUACCCGAGGGAUCAUUUAUCUUCAUGAAGAUUCUCGACUUAGAAUCAUCCAUCGUGAUCUCAAGGCUAGUAACAUCUUGGUAGAUGCAGAAAUGAACCCCAAAAUAUCAGAUUUUGGCAUGGCAAAGUUAUUUGUGCUUGAUCAAACACAAGGCAAUACCAGUCGAAUUGUGGGGACAUAUGGAUAUAUGGCUCCAGAAUAUGCAAUGCAUGGACACUUUUCUGUUAAAUCAGAUGUCUAUAGUUUUGGUGUGUUAGUUUUGGAGAUAGUAAGUGGGCAGAAAAAUAAUUCCUUUCACCGUGGAGAAAACGUGGAGGAUUUGCUAAGCUAUGCAUGGAAAAGUUGGAGGGAAGGGACAGCUUCAAAUAUAAUAGAUCCGACAUUGAGGACUGGUUCAAGAGCUGAAAUAAUGAGAUGCAUCCACAUUGGGUUAUUAUGCGUGCAAGAAAAUAUAGCUGAUAGGCCAACCAUGGCUUCUAUUGUUCUAAUGCUGAAUAGUUACUCUGUCACUCUUCCAGUACCCUCACAACCAGCAUUUUUCAGGCAUAGUAGCGUUGGAUCUGACAUGUCUUCUUCGGGAUGGACAAACAAUUCAGGAUGGACAGCCGGGUCAGAUCGAUCGAAGAGCAACUCUGUUGUUAAAGCACCAGAAGAUGAGGUUUCAAUGAUCACAGAAGUAUAUCCUCGAUAA